Cylindrotheca closterium is the source of this 870-nucleotide messenger RNA. NCBI's taxonomy places the organism in Eukaryota, Bacillariophyta, Bacillariophyceae, Bacillariales, Bacillariaceae. The record is from the annotation of a GenBank genome assembly.
AUGACUGCGAUUACUUCAAUAUCCAAGCGUUCGGAAUCCGACGAUUCGGGUGUCCCGGAUGCAUUCCCAAUCAAUUCCUCCUCGUCCUCGUCGGUGAAUGACAGCACGGAUGAUUCUUCGGAAAAGACUGCGUGUGUGCCAACAAUUGCUCGAGACGGCGUCGUCAAGGAGAUUCACAAAAAGGUGGUCCGGCAAAAGCUCAACAAACUAAAACAUUUGAUCAUUGAAAAAGGAAUUUCUCCCGACUAUUUGGACACUUUGUUUCCUCAAAUGCUUUCCCAUUACCAUCCACAACAUGUCAAAUACAAUGGUGGUGUGGCGCAAAUCAAGGAUUGGAAGAUUUCUUGUUAUUUGGAGGUCAUGGAAGGCGGAGUUCCAUGUACGAACCCCAAUUUGACCUUGUUGGAAUUGUACCGACCAUUGCUGGACACUUGCAACGACUUGUUUCUGGAAUGGUACCGACAGCAACAUGCCUGCAACAACAAACUACUGGCGGGCAAAACGAUUACACGAACCUGCAAACGAAUUAUGACCUUUAUUACAAGAUAUACACCAGCGCCUGGAGAACAAGCAUUAUUGAAGCACGUGGAUGGAGCUGGAAAGGUGGACGGAAGCUGCGUUGUGGCAUUACCGAUUGAUCGAUGGUCGGCCCCGGAAGAAGUCAAUUCAUUUGUGGGACAUGGGGGUGGUCUCACCUUUUGGGAUGGCAAGGAUCCACAGACGAAGCGGCCGAGAGAAAUACAUUACGAAACGAGAUCUGGAGACUUGGCUUUUAUUGAUCGAGCCGUGUGGCAUCAAGCGGAUCCGAUUACAAGAGGAACACGAUGGGCCCUUGUGAUCUUUUACGAUGUCGACACUACAGUGGAGUAG